GCAAAAUAUUUCUGUCCAUUUGAAACCAGACUUUUCUCUAUAAGCACCUGCCACAUAAUUUUCGCGUCGUUACUUUUUUGUGUGGCAUAUAAAUACAUUUUUUUUAACCAUGUACUGUACAAAUGGCUCAUUCGUUGCGUUCUUUGCGAUGGCCGCACUCAUCCUUGUCAUUAAAACCGAUGCAGUAGACGCUAAACGUGGUUGUGCAACAUUUGGACACUCGUGUUACGGUGGAAUGGGGAAAAGGAUGUCCCCCUCGGAAUUAAUGACAAAUGAUGAAGUACUUCAAGACGUGCAACAAGAAAGCAACCCAGGGCUGAUCUUUACGGGACCGCGAGGUGAUAUUGGAAGCGACACAGAGAGAAGAAUUUCGCUACAGGAACUUUACAAUAUUUCACCGUUCUUUCGACAAUGGCUACAAUCAUAUAGGAGAUCGCAAGAAAUGCACAACAACGGUAACAACUAAGCACAUACGAUUAGGCUAAUCUUUCCUUCUAUUAACUGUGAAUUACGUAUACAUACAUUAAUAUAUUUAUGUACAUUAUCGUAAUUUUAGUGACGAAAGCUAAAAAAAAAGCAAAUAAAAAUAGUCUUAAAUGUUAUCGUAAAGUUAUAUUAAGGUUACGUUAAAUGUGCAAUACAUAAUUGUCGUUAGGUU
Molecule: messenger RNA, 658 nt
Organism: Photinus pyralis (common eastern firefly)
Lineage: Eukaryota; Metazoa; Arthropoda; Insecta; Coleoptera; Lampyridae
Gene: CCHa2
Product: neuropeptide CCHamide-2-like
Exons: 3
Coding region: 110-466 (118 amino acids)
Source: RefSeq, a predicted model, not a curated record